AUGUCUUUUCCUGUCACUUGUUUCGUACUGUUGCGACGGCGUUUGUUUUCAACAACUCAAAAGCUAGGGCUGCAACCAUGGUCAUACAAUGAUGCUUCGAAUUGGAUCAACAAAUUCAACAAGGAUAAGAUUCCUCAAGAUCAACUGCGCAUUCUGUUUAGUCGUAGUAGUGGUCCUGGCGGUCAGAAUGUCAACAAAGUCAGUACAAAGGUAGAUAUGCGACUGCGCCUAAACAAGAAGGACAGUGAUGAAUGGCUUCCUAGCUACGCCAUCGACAAGCUCAAACUAAACAAAUCGAACGAAUUGGUCGUGACGUCGGAUCGGACGCGUUCACAAGCAAAGAAUAUUCAAGAAUGUUAUGACAAAUUGGUCGAUACCAUCAAAUCAGCAGUGGCGGUGCCCAAAGAUCCUGAUCAGGCAAGUCUGGAUCGUCUUGCUGCCAUGUGA
Molecule: messenger RNA, 447 nt
Organism: Zychaea mexicana
Lineage: Eukaryota; Fungi; Mucoromycota; Mucoromycetes; Mucorales; Lichtheimiaceae
Exons: 2
Coding region: 1-447 (148 amino acids)
Biological process (GO): mitochondrial translational termination
Cellular component (GO): mitochondrial large ribosomal subunit
Molecular function (GO): translation release factor activity
Source: RefSeq, a predicted model, not a curated record